AUGGUCGCCAAUGACGCCCAAGCCUCGGUCCAGGAGGUUGCACCUUACGAACAUGCUGCUCCUUACCAAGGCGACAAUGGAGCGAACGAGAGUCGCCCAGGAGAAUCGCUCAUAGUACGGAACGGCCCGGUACAGCUAAAGGGAUACGCAUACAUCUUCACCCCUUGGACUACAGUAAAAUGGGGAUUCCCGAACUUCUAUCGCAAGCCAGGUCUGGGAUACCAGAAGCUUGGCCACCACCGCCAUCGAGAUAUUCUCGAUCGCGAAUGGACGGGCGACUAUGAUGACCGUUACAUCUCAUCUUGGGAUGGCAGGGUUUCUAAGCUCGUUGUCCAAGCAGUCGACGACAUUUUCGAGAACAACGCAGGAUCUACAUACAGGCGCACGUUCAUUCGUAACAUCGCGCCGGUGUACAUGCGACUGGCAAACUGGCCAUUCAAUCAUAUCAACUUUGGCAGGAACGAUGGAAAGAUCCCGAGUGAAGACUAUCCCAUGCUCUGCCUCAAAUGGUUCAUCGCGUCCUGCGUCAUCACCAUCUUUAUAUCUAGCCCAAGCCCUGCUGAGAUUGCCUCUCGCAACCAAGGCAAUUACGAUGGCGUCCCAUACCAGUACUUUGGGUAUCCGAAAGUCACCAGGAAUGCGAUCGAAAUGCACAAACCUAAGGGUCUUGUUUCGAGUGAGCCAAACCCUGUCGCCGAACGCAUCCUUCGUCCCCGAUAUCUCUGCUUCUUGCGCGAGCAAGGAAGACCAUGCAUCAUUACCAAGGUGGAUGAUUGGCUGGCCCAGAAUGACGGUCACCGCCUAUCGUAUAUCUUCAUCGCAUACACUUCCGAGCAAUUCAAUACGCCCGAUGACUUCAGAGUCUUGCACGAGAUUGCCGAUGUUGCAGCGCGUAACGCGGGAGUCAUUGCUUAUUGGGUCGGAUGCUCUUGCAUGCCCGGCAACCAGCUCGAAGAAGAUGUAUAUCGCAUAUGCGAUGUCAUUCGAGGCGCGCAAUCUCUUGCGAUAGCAGUUGCAGCCCCAGCGAACAACAGGUAUGAGAUCAACACGCCUGAUCUCAUGCUCCAGCAAUGGGGUAGUCGAGUUUGGACAUUCCCCGAAGUUCUUUUAGCGCCUGCCGGUGAGAGCAUCAGAGUCUACGUGCGUGGCAACGAUCUUUCUCAACCGCUUCUUGUGGCAAAGAACCAAUUUGCAGCUCAAGUCUGGCAGGAUGAUGCUCACAUCGCUCGACAGCUUAUCGACCACUACGAAGGAAAUUUGGUACUCAGUCAGCUCGAGCUGGUCACGCUUGCUCUCGAGUGCCUACACAAGCGUGAAACUGGGAAGCAUCUUCCGGGAGAUUACAGCUACGCCUUGAUGGGUCUACUCCGUGUCAGGCCUCAGAUUGAUCCAACGGAUUCCGCGUUCCAGGCAUUUGCCCGCCUCUCCCUCGCGAAUGGCAGCGAUCAACUGCUCGAGCGCCUCAUAUGCGUAUUGCCGAAGACACCAGAUCAGCCGUGGCACUCCAUGGAUGAUGCAUACAAUGCCAAGCUCUGGGACAUAUUGCCACAAGAUGUCGGCAUCGCCGGUGUUGGAGAAGACGAUACCAUCAUACUUGACGGUUGCCGCGCUGCAAACGUACGAUGGAAGUCAUUCACGCCUGUCGCCAACGCUCGACGGGACUCCUGGAAGCGUGCCAUCGCAAAGGCGAUGCUCCGUCUUAGUGGUGUCGUGUUCAUUAGUGCCAUCGUGCUUCUUGUUAUUCCCACUACGUUUACUGUCGGCGUCGUCUUGCUCAUCUACUCCAUGAUAAUUAUGGGCUUAUCGCCUUGGCUACUCCGUCUGCUCUAUCUUGGCAAGUUCUAUGACCAACAGUGCUGGUUCUUUGGCUUUGAGGGCUACAUGGACUUGGACACGAUCGAAAGUCAAAUAUUUGGCGGUAGACUGGGGCGCAUGAAAUGGACUGCAGCAGCCAGUCCGUUAUCGAGGCAUGAACGUAAUGUCCACGGCGAAUGCGUCCCUGUUGAUCCGACAUCCGACCCUGCUGUUGCAGCUCUCGUACAACGAGCGAAGUCAGCCGGACCCGGAGACCAGCGUGUCUUCACGCUCGUCGACACAGGCAACAUGACUGCGACGCUCUUCCUCGCCGAACGCCCACCCGUGUGUUUCCUCAUGGCCGGCUCCGAGGGCGGUAUGAAGCGCAUCAUUGGUUGCUCUUACGACUGGACUACGGCGACGAUGUACAGAGAAACCGUACUGCGGAUCGGCACUCAGUUCGAAGACAAGAUGUCGCGUGUCGGUCGUGUGAAAAUUGGAUUCAAGCGCAAGCAGCAUCCCUUUGGACCGUUGGCGCAGGUUGGCGAGGCGGAAGUCAAGGACAAAGCGAACAAUGACGGGUAUCAUCUUAACAGCAUCGAAGCCGAGGUCAACAAGCAGCGCAGAAAAGUGCAGAACCGGAAGAACCAAAGGUCACACCGAAUGCGAAACAAGAAACAAAACCCUGAUACUGUUCAGGCGUCGCGCCCCUUCCAAGUUGAGCGCUGGCGCCUGGAUGAAGUUGACGAAAGCGUACCCCAGGCCGUGGAGUCCACUAUCAACGAUGCGGCGAUCGAUACGUCAAUCUUCAUUCCUGACCGCACGGUAGUCCUCCGGAGACCACAUCUGUCCUCCCCAAUCCAAGCUCCGACAACGCUGACGCCCCCGAGUAUGGUCUUUUCCCUUUCUGCCGACCACCUCCUCCACUUAGUUCAGUACAACGUCUUCCGAGCCUUUGUCUCCAACAAGCGUACUCUGAACGUGCUUCUCACAGGGUGGACAUAUAAUAUGCCUCCUUCCCCAACCACAUGUCCUGUCAGCCUUCCUUACAUCGACGACACGAACAUCUAUCCCUUGAACCCCAAUAUACCUCCUUCACUUUUUCCAACUCCCACGCAGCAAGAGCGUCUGCACUCAUUUUGGAUCAACCUGUUUCCUUUCCCUUCAUUGCGCGACAACCUUAUCAGACAUGAGGGACUUUUCGACCACUGGGAGCUACUACAAGAUCUCAUUGGCGAGCUGAUGGGUGCUACGCCGAUUCAGGAGCGACAAGGUACGCCUCUUGCCAUUACUGUGUCUGACCCUAAUAUUGUAUCGACACCGCCAAUUUCGGUAGUAGGGCGUGACGAGGAUGAGAUCACUGCAGGUCGCAAGGGACUUAUCGUUUGGGGUGAGCCGUAUGACAUGCGAAGCUGGGAGGCCACCCCUGGCUUUUUGGCUAAGUGGUCGUGGGCAGUGCAGGGGUGCGACGAUCUGCUUGUAUCUAGUAACCGAUGGAGGCUAAUGAGAGGAGAGGAACCUUUGUGUCUUCCUCUGCUAGAAGGCUAG
Messenger RNA from Alternaria atra, 3342 nucleotides. RefSeq lists its product as uncharacterized. The transcript is spliced from 11 exons. NCBI's taxonomy places the organism in Eukaryota, Fungi, Ascomycota, Dothideomycetes, Pleosporales, Pleosporaceae. The record is from RefSeq and is a predicted model, not a curated record. The coding region runs from base 1 to 3342 and encodes 1113 amino acids.